Molecule: messenger RNA, 6607 nt
Organism: Helicoverpa zea (corn earworm)
Lineage: Eukaryota; Metazoa; Arthropoda; Insecta; Lepidoptera; Noctuidae
Exons: 3
Coding region: 108-3521 (1137 amino acids)
Biological process (GO): DNA integration
Molecular function (GO): nucleic acid binding
Source: RefSeq, a predicted model, not a curated record
UUGUUGGAAUAGGACAGAAUCCAGUGCUUGAAGUCAAAGGUGAAACAUCAUUUACGAUUCAACCAUUACACUCAGAUCAACCAACUUUUACGGUACGAGCUAUUGUCAUGGAAGCUCUCACCCAUAAAAUGCCUUCAGUAGAAAUACCUUCUUUUGUCAAAGCUAACCUCAAGCACUUGGUUCUAGCUGACAGUGACUUUGAUAAACCCGGUGACAUUGAUCUUUUGUUAGGCGCAGAUAUUUUCCAUAGCAUUUAUAAUGGUCAACGACUUGAAGUAGGCCCGGGUCUACCGGUAGCCCUACAUAGUGUAUUCGGCUGGGUUAUCACGGGCAGGCUCGACGCUGAGUGUUCGCCUCCAGCUGAAACGUCUACACUUUUGGCUUCCACAGCUGCCUUAGACAAUGUGGUCAAGCGAUUCUGGGAGGUAGAAGAGCCGCCUAAGCAAACGAUUGUCAACCCGGAAAAUGAAAAAUGUGAACAGAUGUACACAGACCUCGUUCGACGCAACGAAGAUGGAAGAUAUGUAGUACCUAUGCUACUCAAGGAAGAACAUGAGCAGUUAGGAGACUCUCAUCGCACGGCCUUAUCCAGACUUCAUAAUUUGGAGAAACGGUUCCUUCAUCACGAAGACCUGAAACACGAUUAUGGAGAAUUCAUGCAAGAGUAUCAAGACUUACAUCACAUGCAUCAAGUUGAACCUUCUGAUACAGAUUUUAGAUAUUUGAUUCCGCAUCACUGCGUCAUCAGACCUGACAGCACGUCAACGAGACUGCGUGUAGUUUUUGACGCCAGCGCGAAGACAUCUAGCGGCAUGUCUCUUAACGAUAUUGUCUACACAGGUCCAAAACUUCAAAACGAUAUCGUUGAUAUUAUUACAAAAUUUCGUUUACACAAAGUAGUCUUCACAGCCGACGUUUCCAAAAUGUAUAGAAAUAUUGAACUUCGUCCUGAGGACCGCAAGUAUCAACAUAUCCUGUGGCGUAGCUCAACUUGUGAAGAAGUCCGUGAAUAUGAACUUAAGACUGUGACCUACGGCGUGAGCAGUUCACCAUUUUUAGCCAUCCGUACGCUACACCAGCUAGCAAACGAUCACGGUGCAUCAUGGCCGGAAGCUGCUUCCAUUCUGCGUCAUGACACGUUCAUGGAUGACGUCACCGCUGGCGCUCCUUCAGUUGAAGCUGCCUUAAAUCUGAAAGACGGAAUUAUUAAUUUGCUGAAUUGUGGUAAAUUCGAACUACGUAAAUGGAGCAGUAACUCACCUGAGUUCCUUGCACAACUUCCUUCUGAACAUUGUCAAGUUCCAAAAUCAUUUUGUGACGAUCAAAACAUACAAACUUUAAAAAUAUUAGGUCUGCAAUGGGACCCGAAUCUAGAUCUUUUUACUUAUUCUCAAUCUGAAUUCACUCCAAAAUUUACAAAGCGUUCCAUUCUUUCUAAUGUUGCUCGCAUUUAUGACCCAUUGGGUUGGUUAACUCCCAUGGUGCUUAAAGCUAAAUUGAUUCUUCAAGCCUUGUGGAAACUUCAAUUAAAUUGGGACGAUCCUGUGCCAGACAGUAUUGCUCAUCAAUGGACUGAGUUUGUCUCUGAGCUCAGUUACCUCAAACAAGUACAAAUUCCUCGUCAUAUUCUGCCCUCAGACGUAGUAGAAUGCCAGCUCGUUGGUUUUUGUGAUGGUUCAUCCAAAGGUUACGGUUGUUGUAUUUAUUUAAGAUCUGUCUGUAGAGGUAAAAUUUCAGUUAAAUUAUUAAUCGCGAAGUCGAGAGUAGCUCCCAUAAAACCAGUUACGAUUAAUCGCCUCGAACUUCUUGGUGCAGUACUUCUAGCUCGGGUCUUGAAACACAUGGCUGACUUGUUAAAUCCACACCUGAAGCUCUCUCGAGUGAUUGCCUUCACUGAUAGUAGUACAGUUUUAUCUUGGCUUAAUACUGAACCUUAUAAAUUAAAGACCUUUGUUUCGCAUCGUGUAGUUAAAAUUACCGAUCUCGUACAGAUUCAAAAUUGGUAUCACGUAUCGACCUCCGAUAAUCCAGCUGAUCAUAGCAGUCGUGGGUUGUCAUGUUCACAGCUGAUCGCUUCUGAUACCUGGUGGUCAGGUCCAUCUUGGCUUUCUCUAGAGACUUCAGAAUGGCCAGUUUCACAGGACGUAUACGUGCCACCUGGAGGUGUGCCUGAGGUGAAGAGCUUGCCUGUGAUAACUCAUUCCGCGGACUUAGUGCCUUUAUAUGAGGGUCCGAUUAAAAAAUUAUUAAGUCAUUAUUCUUCAUUUUCACGUGUCCAAAGAGCAUUAGCUUGGUUGUUGCGAUUUAGUAAAGUCUUAAGAAAACUUACUUUCAAUUGUAAAACUUUGACUGUGGAGGAAUUAGAAAAUUCAUUAUCCCUGCUUGUUCAACACGAGCAGACGGAAUACUUUGCUAAUGAGAUAGAGUCAGUAAAAUGUGCAAGGACUUGUUCACGUCCUAUUCAAAAACUUAAUCCCUUUCUCGAUCACCGAGGACUCUUGCGAGUGGGGGGGCGUUUAGUAAAUUCAAAACUUCCACUCUCUGAAAUUUACCCUUUGUUGUUACCAAAAAAUUCACGACUGUCUGCACUUAUAGUUGACUAUUUUCAUAAACUUCAUCUUCAUUGUGGACCUAGAAUGUUGCAGUCUAUUAUAAGUCGUAGAUUCUGGAUUUUGGGUAUUCGCAAUUUAAUACGAUCGCGACUUUCCAAGUGUGUAACGUGCUUCAAAGUAAAUCCCACAUCAGUUUCACCUAUAAUGGGAAAUCUACCGGCACCCCGAGUACAACCUUCACGAUGUUUUUCAAAGAUAGGGAUAGAUUUCGCAGGACCCUUCAUCGUGAAAGAGAGUAAAAGGCGUAAGGCGCCUGUUUACAAGGUGUACGUCUGCGUGAUGGUAUGUCUCGCAGUAAAAGCGAUCCAUCUUGAGCUAGUUACAGACUUGUCGACAAGUGCAUUUAUCGCAGCUCUGGACAGAUUCGUAUCACGCCGUGGUCUUUGUCAACUUAUUAUCUCUGAUUGUGGUACAAAUUUUGUCGGGGCCAAGCGCUACUUAAGCGAGGUUCACCAGUUUCUUUCCACUCAGGAGUCAGAACUUAAUACUGAGUGUACAAAGCGUAAUAUCGUGUGGCAACAUAAUCCACCAACUGCUAGCCACUUUGGCGGUAUUUUUGAAAGUGGUGUUAAGUCGAUGAAGUACCACCUUAAACGAGUUGUUGGCUUACAAGUGCUAACGUUCGAAGAGAUGUUGACUGUGCUGAAUAAAGUAGAAGCCGUCCUUAACUCUCGGCCGUUAUGCGCUUUGUCUAGCGAUCCCACUGAGGUAGAUGUCUUGACACCGGGUCAUUUCAUCACUGGUGGUCCUUUGGUAUCAUUACCGGAGAUACCGCUUACAGAUACGUAUUGGCCGCCUAAAGAGCGAUGGCAAUUGUUGCAAAAAAUGACACAGAGUUUUUGGAAAGGAGAUUGCCACGGGGCAGGUCCCUUUUGUGGUAUCGUGUGCCUGAAUGGAAUAAUAACCUAAAAAUAUUGUUUAUUUUUUUGUUUCCAAAUUAUUUUUUAUACAAUUUCUUUCACCCUGGGAAUAAAGUUAAAAUUAAUUAAUAGUUAAACAUUACGUCGACAUCCGUUUGAUUGGUAAACAAAAAAAAGUUGCCAGAUAUCAAAUAACUAUUGAAAAUUACGUAUUUUAAUCAAUAGAGUAAUCGAUAUCAAAACAAAACAGUUAUUAAAAAUAAAAAAAUACAAUUAUUUUUAAUUAUUAUUCUAACUAUAUUCAUGAUAAGUCUAUAUUGUUGAACAGAUAAGAUAAGAUAGAUAAGAUAAGAGCGAUUUUAAAUUAAAAUAAAAGCCUUACGUAAUUUAAAAACUUAAAUCGAUUUAUUAAUGAUUAAAUAUAAUUGCUCUGGCAACAUUUACUUGCGCAUGUCACAUCACUUUGACGUUCGUUCGUUGUGUGUUCGUGAUUGCUUUGUAUAAUACGUUGAGUUUUGAAUUCCGUAUUUACUUAGUUAUUAUUUACGAUACGUGCCUUUCUGCUACCACCGAGUUGAGCUAAUAAGUUCCUCGCGUACUUACUUUAUGUUUUGUGAGAUAAUUGACUCCUCUUUGUGAGAUAUUGACUCUAAGUGCUUGACUCUUGUUUGUGCUGUUCUUUGUGAGAUAAAGUGCUAUUCUUGGAGAACAAUUUGACUCUUAGUGAAAUCCUUGUGUGAUAUUGAACUCCCGAACUGUUUUUGUCAGAACUAUGUCUACCCCAGCCAGAAGUCGGGCACACCGCCUGUCUUACCGACGCUGUAUUAACUGUUCCCUUUUACUAGCGUCUAAUUUACGCCGGUAUACAGUUGAGGAGUUGAACGAGCAAAUGACAGUUCUUCUACGAACUUGGACAACGCCUACACCUGUAACGUCAGAUGAUAUCCUAUGUAUUGAAUGUUAUUUGCUGUUGCAAGAAAGGAUAUUGUCAAAUAUAACUGGAUCCCACGAGGAUAUAUCACCUGCAUAUGGUCACUUAAAUGUUUGUUAUGGAUGUGGUAUCUCUGUUGCAAGUCGGAGAACCCACAGAGUUGAGUUAGACUGUCCACAACGUAGCAUGAUUUUAAGAUGGACUUUAGCACAUCUGGUUCCACAUUUACAAAAAGUGUGCAUUCCUUGCUGGUUAGCAGCAACUCGGGAGACGAGACGUUUGGAGGUUCAAGAUUCAAACAGACCUGCAAGGGUCAUGGAUGCAGCUCUAUCUUCAUUAGAAGACCCCGAGAUACCUGAACCACCUCCAAUGCCAGCUCCAACAUCUCAACCACAACAAGCAUUACGAGUUCAAUCUAAGAUUAACUCACAAAAGUAUAAACGAGUUGCUGCAGCUUCUCGUCACUGUAUGUUUGUAGGCUGUGAUAAUGAUGAACGUCUUUUAGUACCUAUGACUAUAAAGGAACUGUUGUUAUUGCAGUACAAUAUAUAUAUACCUUUAAAUGCUAGAAUCUGUCAUCACCAUUUAUAUAGCAAUCAGUGGGAUGAACUGACUACCAACCUAAAUGACUUUACUAGCUUUCAAGUUGAUGAUAUAUUUUCCAUACUGGAAAGAGCUUCUCAAAGAAGUUUAGAUUUUAAUAAUAUUGCAGCAAUGGAUGCACAUUUACGCCAUUAUUGGCUGGGACUUACAGAGAUGCAGUUUAAUGAAAUAUUAAAUAGCCUUCCUACUUUACAUAAUAAGGUUAGAAAUCCUAGCCUUGCAUUAAGCACAUUUCUUGUUAAACUUAGGACAGGGGACAGCAACCAAAGACUGGCAACUCUUUUUCAAUUGCCACGAUCUACAUUAGAAAAAAAAAUGAACAUUGUUAGGGAAUGUUUAAAAGAACAUUUUGUACCAAUGCAUUUGGGAGUUAAUCACACUAAUAUACAAAAUGUGGCCUCACGUAACAGGACUAUUCCUGAAGGUCUAUUCGGAGACAGUAGCAUGGCUCCAGAUUCUAAACCUGCUAUUGUCAUAUGUGAUGGUACAUAUGUUUAUGUACAGAGUAGUAGUAACUACAAAUAUCAGAAACAGACAUAUAGUCUACACAAAUAUAAUAAUUUGGUUAAACCCUUUUUAAUCACAUGUUGUGAUGGAUAUAUUUUAGAGUGCAUUGGACCAUAUGAAGCAACAAAAAAUGACUCGACAAUCAUGAGUGAUCUAUUUCGUAAUGAAAGUGGUCCAAUGCGCUCAUUUUUUAGACAGGGGGAUGUCUUUAUAUUGGAUAGGGGAUUUAGAGACGUGAUCCCUGAACUCCAAAGCUAUAAUUAUAAAACAUACAUGCCUGAGUCAUUAUUGGAAGGUGAAUUUCAAUUGACCACUGACCAAGCAAACAAGUCUAGGUGUGUGACUAUGUGUAGAUGGGUAGUUGAAAUUGUAAAUGGUCGCAUCAAAAGAGACUACAAACUGUUUCGACAAGAAUAUUUUAACAGAGCAUCAACACACCUUAUGGAUGAUUUUAAAAUUGUUUGUGCCCUUUUGAAUAAAUUCCACCCAACAAUUGAAGAUAGACCUGACGCUGCAGAGUAUGUGCAAAUUGCUCAGGCGAGAUUAAACAGUAGUAAUUAUUUGGGGGAAUUUAUUCGAAGGGAUAACAUCAAUAGGAGACGUACGGUUUUCCAAAACAUAGACAGCAAUGCUCCCCAUUUAGAUCAUUUUCCAAGAUUAACUUUAGAUGAUUUAAGAAGAUUUGCAUUGGGAUCUUACCAAUUAAAACAGGCUAGAUCCUAUUAUGGGGAGCACAUAAGAAGUAAUGGUACUUAUAAUGUUGAAGUAAGCAAUGAUGUCUUGGAAGAGGAUUUGCCCUUAAUAUUGGGUCAAAAUAAUUAUUUAAUUAGGACUAGAAUUAAGUCCCGCCAUGUGAGCCAUAAAACAUAUUACUCUUAUUUGUUGAUAAGUAGAGAUGAAGAUCGGGCAAAUUCUUUAGAAAGUAUCAUUGCUUACUAUUGUAACUGUCUAGUGGGUAACCGUACGGUAGGGUGUUGUGCUCAUACUAUGACAGUAUUGUGGUAUUUAAGCUGGGGCCGCUUCAACAAUGUGAGUGCUCCAGCUCAAUCUUUGGACGAAAUAUUUUAUGAAGAAUAAAUAGUUUAUUCAUGUUU